Messenger RNA from Centruroides sculpturatus (bark scorpion), 2605 nucleotides. RefSeq names its product protein toll-like. Lineage: Eukaryota; Metazoa; Arthropoda; Arachnida; Scorpiones; Buthidae. Gene Ontology annotation, molecular function: protein binding. The record is from RefSeq and is a predicted model, not a curated record. The transcript has a single exon. Bases 117 to 2420 code for a protein of 767 amino acids.
AAUAGUAGAGGGAUCGAAUGUUACUAGUUCGGAAUUCCGCUUUAUUGUUGAUUGUUUUCUGAGGAACGUAUUCGUUACUUUAGUGUGGAAUGAAAUAGAAGUGUCAUUUGCGCAAGAUGAGGUUUGUUAUCAUUUUACAAUUCUUAUUCGUAGUGGUAAAUUCUUGUCAAGAGUUUUGGAAACGUUGGGAAAAAGUUUCUUGUCCAUCAUACAAAAACUGCCAAUAUUCAAAGAAAUCAUUUAUUCUAAUAUACCCCUCAUUUUUAUUUAUCGGUUGCCGGAACGAAACGAUUGACUCUCGUUUCACGCAAUGUUUGGACGUUAAUAUAACUGUAAAAUCAAUAACAUUUUCUAAUUGUUAUUUGUCGGGAAUCGAUUUAGGAAAUUUCACGUUCGGGCACGAAAUCGAAAGCAUCGAAAUAAUGCCUUCAGUAUACUCGCACAGAAGAAACUUCGACAGCGCUUCAUUUAGUAAUAUGUCGUCUCUGAAAUCUGUCGAAAUUCAUCGUGUGUGGACUUCCGAAUUGUUUAAUAUGACUUUCCGCAAUGUUUCUUCUCUGACUUCUUUGAUAAUUGAUAUGUAUAAUUUUACUUUAUUUCCGAAUAAACCUUUCCGAGAUUUAAUUAAUCUUACCGAAUUACAUAUCAUGAUGGGAGAGUUAAAAUUUUUACCAGCGGAUCUAUUUUACAAUCUUCAAAAUUUGAGAAGUUUGUUCUUAGAUAGCAAUGAAAUCGAAUUGAUUCAUUCGCACGCCUUUAGAAAUCUCACUCGACUGGAACAUUUAUCUUUAACAAUGAAUAAAAUUAAAAAUUUACAUAGUGACACGUUGAAAGGACUCUCUAACUUAAAUACAUUUUUUAUUAAUUAUAAUUAUCGAUUAUCGGUAAUUCCCGCCGGAUUAUUCAAAGGACUGCGCAACUUGACGGAAUUUCAAGCAACGGGUUGUUCCAUUUCCGAACUCGAAGACGACGUAUUUUCUGACUUAAUUAAUUUAGAGUCCAUUUCUUUAGAUUCGAACGAAAUUGAAUAUCUCCCGCCAAAUCUUCUAAAAAAUAAUAAACUUCUGAAAUCGUUUUCUUGUAGGGAUAAUAAAAUAUCGACACUUCCAUCGACAAUUUUUCAUGGACUUUCUCAUUUGCUCCAAGUAAACCUAAUGGGAAAUCGGUUAAAGAAUCUUCCUAAAGAUGUUUUUGCCAAUUUGUCGUCAUUGAUUACUCUCGUUUUAUCAAAUAAUCGACUGAAACUUCUACCCGAAGACAUCUUUCUCCCACUGAGUCAUUUACUCGAACUCGAUCUCUCCAACAACAAUUUAAUUAAACUUUCUGGAAAACAUCCUUUUGGCAGCAGCAAGUAUUUGGUUACUCUCCAUUUAGAUAAGGCGGGUUUGAUAGAAUGGCCCGUGGUAAAUUGGACAGCAUACAAUUUCAGGCGUAUCGAUUUUUCAUAUAAUCGUUUUGAAACCGUCAAAUUGCCAAUUUACACUCCAAACCGCGUCCUAAUUGAACUGUUCCGAUGUAAAAUCAGAACAAUUUACAUAGAUGAGCGGAAAUACGGAUCUAAAACGCCUAGUUUUUUUUUAGAUAAGAACAAAAUUAUUUGCGAUCAGAAACUUCGGCAGUUCGUUUUUGCACUUAACUCAAAUUUAAAUAAAACAUUGGAAAUGUUUCCCGAUAUAAAGUAUAUAAAAUGUUACGGAGAAAGAAAAACUGUGUUCGAACAUAUAUCUUCUGUAGUCCCAAGAAAGUAUUGUCCAACGAAUUGCGAUUGUUUCGCAGAAAAAAACGAGGUGACGUUAAAUUGUUCCGGAAAGGGAAUAAACAGAAUUCCAAAAGCUUCUCCCCCCAAUGUAACAAUUGUGGAUUUGAGCAAUAAUCACAUAAAGAAACUGUCCAAGGUGGAUUUUGCCACGUGGAAUAACGUCACUCGUCUAUAUCUGAGUAAUAAUUUCUUAAGUAAAUUUCCAGAUUUUGUCCUUCCGUCACGUAUGAAAUUUCUGUGGUUAGACGGAAAUCGGUUAACGGAACUUCCUCCCACUCUAACGAAUCUCAUCGACGCUUCUAAGGAAUUUAAAAUUUAUUUAUCGGGAAACAAUUGGAGUUGUGAUUGUAAAACGAGAUUCAGAAAGGAUUGGUUACUUAGGAACAUGCACAAGAUUGCCGAUUUCUUGAAAGUUCGUUGUAAAACGACUUUGGGUACUUUGUCUUUUAGAAAAGUCUUGUCCGGUAAUCAUUGCCCAGGAACUGUAAAAAGUAUUUCCGGAACGAAAGUCUCUAUUAUCGUAGUUAGUGUUUUUAUUGUAAUCGGCCUGAUUAUACUGGCGUGUAUUGUAUACUACAAGAGAAAAAACAUCACUAUCGAGAAGUCUACAUUACGGGAGGAUGGCGCCGCUUCUUACAAUGUCUAUCAUCAAUUUGAAUAAAUGAAAUUGUUCUGACGUAUAAUACUGUAUAAAAUUGUAUAAAGUAUCUGAUUGUUGGUGUUUAACAAUUUGAAUUUUACAUCUUUUGUCAAAAUUCAAUUGCUUCUGUUAAAAAGAUUGUAUUUAAAAUUAGAAAAAUAUAUAAAAUAAUGGAACUGUAUUUUUGUUAAUUAAUGGCAAUUAAG